AUGACUUCUCUCAUGCCCACCUACAUCUUCGUCCUAGACCAAGGCUCUCGUUCUUCGCCACCUCUCAUCGACGGCUUCCAUCACGGUAUUGUCAUCGAUCAUCAUCACGCACUGACAAACGACCACCCAAAGGAUGCGUUGCAUGUCACAGCCUGCGACUCCCCUCCAGUGGCGACAAGCUCUCUACUCACGUACCUCAUCUGUCGAAGUCUCGACGAGAGCGUGCGAGAAGCUUGCGACUGGCUUUGCGUCAUGGGUACCCAUGGAGACUUGGGGAAUACCUUGAAGUGGGAGCCUCCGUUUCCCGACAUGAAGUCCACGUUCAAAACAUACACCAAAAAGGCUCUCAACGACGCCGUAUCACUCAUCAAUGCCCCGAGACGAACAGCCUCGUAUGACGUUCCUUCUGCUUGGAAAGCCCUCCGUGCCUCGAAUUCUCCAAAAGAGCUGCUGAGCAACAAGUCCCUGCUGGCCGCCAGAGCAGAGGUUAACGCCGAAGUCGAGCGCUGCACCCACACGCCCCCCAAGUUUUCCGCCGACGGCCGCAUCGCCGUCUUCCGCAUCAGCUCAGAGGCCCAAGUCCACCCCGUCAUCGCCACACGCUGGGCGGGACAUCUGUCCUCAUCCAAGCUCGAGGUUGUGUUGGUUGCCAACGAAGGAUAUCUGCCCGAUAUGGUCAACUUUUCAUGUCGUGUUCCGCGCUGUGCCCGAGCCAAGGAGCCGCCAGUCAACAUCAUUGAGGUUUUGCGGGAUGUCGCUGCUCGCGCCGAGGACACGACUUUGAGGGAGCGGCUAGGCGACUCAUUUGCCAGAGGCCAUAAGGAAGCUAGCGGCGGCAUUGUUCCAAAAGCCGAGUUCGAGGAGUUGAUGUCUGUCCUGGAGAUUGGCAAGAAAGUUGAACGAGAAUCCCCCAAAAAGGGGCAGAAGCCAGGGCAGUCGAAUACCUUGUUGAACUAUUUUGGAAAGAGUUAG
This is a messenger RNA of Colletotrichum tamarilloi, 972 nucleotides long. RefSeq names its product DHH family protein. NCBI's taxonomy places the organism in Eukaryota, Fungi, Ascomycota, Sordariomycetes, Glomerellales, Glomerellaceae. The record is from RefSeq and is a predicted model, not a curated record. The coding region runs from base 1 to 972 and encodes 323 amino acids. The transcript has a single exon.